AUGGCGAUGGUGCAGGUCGGUGUCUUGCGUGUCUUUUCUAUUUUCAUAGUUUCAAUCAGGUUUGAUGGUGGGAAUGCCUCAUCGAUUUUUCAAGAAGAUGUCCCAAACUGGACAGGACCAAAUGGACGCGCAACAGAACCAUACAUUGUCCAGCUCUUCGUGUCAAGAGUCGCCGAUUGUUGUGAAGAAGCAACAGGAUUAACUCAAACAGAUCAUUCGAAUAUCUACGAUGUCUACGAUACUGCGGCCUCUUUGGCGCCUCUUGUUGAGAACUGUUACGACCCUGAAUCAAGCUUCUCUGCCUUUGACUUGAGCGUUGAUCAGAUGAUGGCGGACCAGCCUAGCGACGGCUGGCCUGCAGAUCUGGAGAAGAUUUUAUUUCUCGCUCGACGAAAACUGUGCAGUUUGAGUGAAAUGUACAUAUGCAGUUUCUCAUCAAAAGUUGUUGUCUACAAGGGUCAACUUCAAAGCGAGCAGCUCUUCACAUAUUUCGAUGAUCUCAUGGAUGAAGAUUUCACGUCGUAUCUAGCAAUCGUGCAUUCCAGAUUUUCAACGAACACUUUUCCCACAUGGGAUCGAGCUCAUCCGUUCCGUCGCAUCGCGCACAAUGGAGAAAUCAACACGAUAGAAGGAAAUAGAAAAUGGCUAGCAGCACGAGAGGGGAACGCAGUAGUUCCGAGUGCUUUAGGAACAAAAAUUGCCAAAGAGGAUCUUCUUCCAUUCGAGGAGCCUGCACAUGUCACUCAUUUCCAUUCUCCCGCCCGUAUUGGUCCAGCGAAAGAAUCCCCCAAGCUCAGGCCCGUCGAGAGUACUAAUCGCUUGAUCGAUACACUCGCAAUUCCGACUGAUAUUGGAUCCGCACGGAGAGGAUCAUUUUCAUCGAUUGAUUCGCACGUUGAAGGACCAAGCGGUUUGGAUCGGACUGAAACAAUUGAGGAGGAGGAAGAAGAAGGUCCAGGAUCCUCAUCAGAUUCAUCAACUCUGGAUGGCGUUAUCGAAUUGUUGAUGAUGGCUGGAAGAGAUUUGGCUGAAGCUGUUAUGCUCGUCACUCCUGAAGCAGCCCAGAAGGGAGACCCGAAAUGGAAGACAGAUUUCAACAGGUACAACUCUUGCUUGAUGGAGCCUUGGGACGGUCCCGCCUUGAUUGCCUUCACUGAUGGAAUUCAAGUCGGAGCCCAACUGGACCGGAAUGGAUUAAGGCCGGGAAGGUAUGCGAUUCUGAAAGACGGGCGGCUGGUUCUGGCAAGUGAAGUUGGUGUUGUUGAUAUCGCGCCAUCAUUGGUGUCGAGAAAGGGGCGUUUAUCUCCUGGGAGAAUGUUGCUCGUUGACUUCCGAGAGAAACGCGUUGUCUCUGAUGAAGAGAUCAAACUGAGAUACGCUCAACGUUAUCCGUAUGGAGAGUGGCUCUCUCGCUAUUCCCUCCAACUGAAUCAAUUGGCGAUAGUGAUGACAGAUGAAGAGCUUCGCCGUGAGCUUCAGCUUUCGGCCGAAGAGGCUUCUAUCGCACUUCCACCCGCGUCAGUUCGCAUUGGAACCCAGAAAAAGCACCGAAGGCAUUCAGAGAUCAAUUUCCAUAACGCAGAAGAAUCACCUUCCGUUGCAGCAGGCGAAGAACUCGUUGACAUGACGGCGCAACUGACCAUGUUUGGAUAUUCCCUAGAGAGACUUGAAUUGAUACUCUCACCGAUGGCAAAAUAUGCUUCAGAACCCCAAGGAUCGAUGGGUGAUGACACUCCACUAACAUGUUUAUCUUCAUUGCCAAGAACAUUCACCGACUAUUUCCAACAAUCCUUUGCUCAAGGAACGAAUCCUUCCAUCGACCCCAUUCGUGAAGGAAAUGUCAUGUCGCUCACAUGUCCAAUAGGGAAGCAGGGAGACAUGUUUUCCAUCACACAUCAUCACUCGAAGCGUAUAUUUCUCGAUAAUCCUGUAAUCUCGCCAGCUCAGUUCAGAGCCUUGAACACUUUACCAGGAUAUCCAUCCGUCUUGCUCGAUUUGAGUUGGCCAAAAUGUCGCGCUCCAUUCGAUCUUCUAUCACAAAUCGAAAAGCUACAGACGGACGCGGAGAAAGCCGUUCUUGAUGGCCACCGACUUCUAAUUCUCUCAGAUCGUCGAGCAGGUGCAAGCCGCUAUCCCUUGUGGUCGUCUUUAGCAGUCGGGGCUGUACAUCUCCAUCUUGUACGAAAACGGUUGCGCAUGAAUUGUGGAAUUGUAGUAGAAACCGGCGAAGCUUGCGAAGUGAAUCAGCUUGCGUUCUGUAAGGCAGAUGUGUUCUCAAUUAUUCCUAUUGUUGUAUCUUUCAUCUCAGUGUUGACUUGUGGAGGUGACGCUGUCUAUCCAUAUCCUCUUGGUGUCGAUCGAUCUGUUCUCCAGCUCUGUUUCAAUGAUGCUGUUUCUUCUGUUAUCGGUGGUGUUGGUUUCGAUAUUCUGCGGGAUGAUAUUCUCAGGUUCCACUGCGCUGCGUAUCCUGAGCAUCCUGUUCCUGGACUCGUUGAUAGAAUGCCACCGAGGCAUCUGAUUGACAACGGAGAGUAUCAAUUCGUAUCAAUCCCUGGAUCUGAAUUGCACGCAAACCAUCCAGACACAAUCAGAUACUUACAAGCUGCCGUCAGGGAGAAUAAUUUCAAAACCUUUCGUCAGUAUUCUGACAUUCAAAAUGCUCUCAUUGAUGAAAUUGAACUUCGUGGUCAAUUGGAAUUCAUUUAUGGAAGCCAGAGAGUGGUCGCGCUGAAAGAGGUUGAACCAGCAAAGGAGAUUGUAAAGAGGCUCGUUACAGGCGCGAUGUCGUUUGGAUCCAUCAGCGAGGAAGCGUUUACAACAAUUGCCAAAGCAAUGAAUGCGUUAGACAGCCGCAGUAACGCCGGUGAAGGCGGGGACGUCGAUGAGGGAUCUGAUCCGUCUGCGAGAAACAGAACAAAACAGAUAGCAAGUGGUCGUUUUGGGGUCAGCUCUUUCUUUUUGUCCGAUUGCGAUGAGCUCCAGAUUAAAUGUGGCCAAGGGGCGACGCCUGGGGAAGGCGGUGAAUUGCCAGGGUAUAAAGUUAUAGGGAAAGUCCCAGCUAUCCGUAAAAGUAAGCUAGGGUACGGCCCGGGCGUCUCGUUAAUCUCUCCACCACCGCAUCAUGACAUGUAUUCGAUCGAGGAUGUUGCUCAGUUGAUUAUGGAUCUGAAGCAUGGGAACCCUCGGGCGCGUAUAUCGAUCAAGCUCGUUGCGAAGCUUGGAGUUGGCGUUAUUGCUGCCGGUUGCGUGAAGGCCAAGUGCGAUCAUUUAUUAAUCUCUGGCGCAUCUGGAGGCACUGCAUCUAGCAAGCUAAUGAAGCGUGCAGGGUUUCCAUGGGAGAUUGGUCUUGCUGAAACUCAUCAAACUCUAUGUCUUAACGGUCUGAGGGAUAAGGCAGUUCUUCAAGUCGACGGACAGCUUAAGACGGGGAGAGAUGUUGUUUUUGCCGCCCUUCUUGGUGCUGAGGAAUUCGGAUUCGCAACUCAACCACUGAUUGCGAUGGGGUGCCAAAUGGCCCGGAAGUGCCACUUGAAUGCUUGCCCAACAGGCAUCGCGACACAAGACCCACAGUUGAGAAAGCGGUUUGCGGGAAAGCCUGAACAGAUCGUUGCCUACUUUUUCAUGGUUGCGGAAGAGAUUCGCGCUUUUAUGGCCCGACUUGGAUUCCGUAAAUUCAACGAUAUGAUUGGCAGAUCGGAUCUGCUCCGUCCGAAGAAUACCUUAUCUGGACACUGGAAGCGGCGUUCACUCGAUUUCAGACAACUUCUGGUCCCUGGAUGGAAACUUUGUACCCCAUUAGAUAAAUGGCGCUUGGAAAUUAUCAGACGCGCUCGUCGGUCGCUCGAGAAUCAAAUUGGCACGGUGUCUCAGUUCCCAAUUCGUAAUGUCGAUCGAACUGUUGGAGGUCUUCUGUCUUACGAGGUUUCAAAGCGGUAUGGGGCUAGGGGUCUUCCCUCGAAUACGAUCACGGUGAACUUCCGAGGAUCAGCUGGGCAAAGUUUCGGAUGUUGGCUUGCUCCUGGAAUCACAUUCGGUUUACGGGGAGAUUGCAACGAUUUCGUUGGGAAAGGCCUCAGUGGGGGAACGCUUGUCGUCAAGCCGCCCGCGGACUCCCCAUUUUUCUCCGACUCUGAUAAAAACAUCCUUGUUGGCAACGCAGCUCUUUAUGGAGCGACAAAUGGAAGGGCAUUUUUCGCUGGAGUCGCAGGAGAACGAUUUGCAGUUCGUAACAGCGGAGUAACGACGGUCGUUGAAGGAUGUGGUGACUAUGGAUGCGAAUACAUGACGAGGGGAAUUGUCGUAAUUCUUGGAAAAACAGGGAGGCAUUUUGGAGCUGGAAUGAGUGGAGGUAUCGCGUAUGUAUUGGAUUUGGAUCCGAAGAACGUCAAUGAACAAAUAAUCCAUUUGGAGCCAGUGACGGCAGAUCUGGCGGAUAAAACUAAGCUCGAACGACAGAACAGCAAUGCCGAAGUAGCGGAAUCAAUGACACGAAAAGAUGCAAAAGUUCUGGAAGGGCUUCUACUUGAGCAUUUCGAGAGAACUAAAUCGAGCGUAGCACGGGACAUUCUAUCAAAGUUGCCUGAAUAUUUACCAAGGUUUACGAAAGUCUUUCCCGAAGACAUGAAACGUGUGCUCAAACAAGCAAUAACGGAUUACGUGACCAAAGGCUCAAAAGACGCGGUUGCCAUCUUGGAUGAUUGGGAUCGGAUGAUAUCCCAUAAGCGUCUGAGGGUCCUUGAUGUCAGUGAGAGUGCGCUCAAGGUUCUUGGUCAUGGAGAAGAGCCGAGUGCUCUCUUCCAAUAUGCAGCAGAUUUAGAAAGAACUGGAAGGCUUGAUGAUCUUCUUUCCGAUGAAUGUUCAGAGCAAUUGAAUGAAUUGAUGCGGAUGGCGCGAUUCGUUUACGCCCACUGGCGCUCCGGUUACAGCAAGGGAUUAAGGAGACAAGAUACUGACCUUGUGAAGCGCUUGCUGCCGCCUUCGUUGACCCCGUCGCGCCGAAGUGUUUUGAAGCAUUUUCUCUUGGAGGCGCUUGAGGGCUGCGAGUUAGCCGAUCAAUUGCUUCUUUCAUUCAAGCCAAAUGCAGAAUCCGCACCUCCACGUGUUCUUUCUCCAAUGACGGGUGAACAGGUAAGACAGAAAUCACAAGACCCUUCUUCAUUCUUUCCCUUUUUCAGCAAUGGGAGAAGUUCUUCUUCGGCGAACGAAGCCCACCUCAGGAGGACUCCCAAGGCACGCGAUACCUUAGAAGUCGCGAGUGUAUCAGAUUUGGAAACCUUGACAUCAUCGAAUCUCGAGAGUCCAGUAAAGAAAUCACCACGACUCAGUCACUUCCGUAAAAGAGAUGAUUUGAAUAGACCACUCGAAGAAAACAAACCAUCAGUACAGCAGCAGGACUUCACGACCAAACAACACCACCAGAAGCCUUUUUUGGUUCAAUCUCCGGAUUCCCUGAUGGGCUUUACGCUGUAUGCAAAACAGAAGACUGCAGUGAAGUCAGCAGCGAACAGGGUGCUCGACUGGGAGGAAAUUGCUUUACCAGUUCAGAGUCGAUCAAGACUUUACGACGCCUUGCAAAAGACUCAAGCUGCUCGGUGUUUGGGUUGCGGCGUCCCCACAUGCAAUUACCCGAAUGUAAAGGGUGGCGGAUGCCCCCUUGGGAACCGCAUUCCCGCCUGGAACGCUCUUGUCGUUGAAGGACAGUGGAAGCUUGCUCUAGAGCGUCUCCUCGAUACGAACAAUUUCCCUGAGUUUACAGGUCGCGUGUGUCCGGCUCCAUGCGAAGAUGCGUGUGCUUUGGUGCCUCAAGAUGAUUCAGUUGCAAUCAAAUCGAUCGAGCUGGCGAUUGUUGAGAAAGGGUUCCAGGAAGGAUGGAUCAAACCGUUUCCCCCGAAAAUGCGGUCACAGUUUACUGUCGCAGUAAUAGGCAGUGGGCCAAGCGGGCUGGCAGCAGCUCAUAUGUUGAAUCGGGUGGGGCACAUGGUGACAGUGUUUGAGAAGUCGGAUCGAGCUGGAGGGCUUUUAACUUACGGGAUUCCUAACAUGCGAAUCGACAAGAGAAAAGUUGUUCAGCGUCGAAUUGAAUUACUGGAAGCCGAAGGUGUUCAGUUUAAGUGCAACACGAGCAUUGGCAGAGACAUUCAACUCUCACAACUAUUGAAAGACUCAGGCGCGGUGUUAGUGGCGGUUGGAACUCAGAAACAAGCUGAUGUGAAGAUUCCAGGAAGAGAACUUGAAGGGAUUGUACAGGGAAUGGAAUUUCUAACAAGAAACCAAAAAGGCCUCUUCAAUUCUGACCUGGAUAAUGAUGAGGUCAUCGAUGCCGUUGGAAAACGUGUUGUCGUGAUCGGAACGGGGAAGCUUGCUACGGAUUGCGUGGCCACUGCAGUACGAAUGGGUUGCAGCGAAGUGAUUCAGCUUGUAGAAGUUGCAAAACAAACAGCGAUUCAAGGAAAGGUCGCGGAAAACGCGAAAGUGUUUAAGGUCGAAUAUGGUCACGAAGAGGCCAUUGUGAUGCAGGGAGUGGAGCCUCGGGAGUUCGGUGUAAG
Condylostylus longicornis is the source of this 6545-nucleotide messenger RNA. RefSeq lists its product as uncharacterized. Gene Ontology annotation, molecular function: iron ion binding; flavin adenine dinucleotide binding; FMN binding. Lineage: Eukaryota; Metazoa; Arthropoda; Insecta; Diptera; Dolichopodidae. The record is from RefSeq and is a predicted model, not a curated record.